UCGCUCUAUGACUCCUAGUAGGUACCCUCAUAUCCAGAGCUGAGCGUGUGAACACAUCUUUUCAUAAACAAAUCACUCCGAACAAGACCGCUCCAAACACUAUCAUGGCUCCUCAAAGUCUCGAAAAAGACUACCCAUGGGUCACUUCACCAGUAAUCAUCUCAGCACCCAUGAGCGGUUUCGCCGGCCAUGACCUAGCCCACGCAGUCUACAAAGCUGGCGGUAUAGGUUUCCUCGGCGCCCUUCCCGAUAUAAAAGCCCUUCGUACAGCUCUGGAAGAUGUCACAGAACUGGUCACCGGCAACAGGAUUCCAGAACCCAAUACAACAUUACCAAUCGGACUGGGCGCUUUGCUGUUUGCUCAAAAGCUUGACGAGGUCGUUGCUUUGGUCGCGGAGUUCCGUCCGACCGCCGUGUGGCUGUUCGCUGCACAUGGAUUGGCGGGUUUUAAGCUUUGGAGUGAUGCGAUACGGAAGGCAAGCAGUGAGACUAAAAUCUGGAUACAGAUCGGCAGUGUCACUGGUGCCGUGAACUUGGUUCAAUCUUGCAAUCCGGAUGUGCUCGUCUUGCAGGGCGCAGAUGCAGGCGGCCAUGGCGGUGAAAAGGGAGCAAGCAUCAUCUCGCUGAUACCCGAGACUAUACAGGCACUGGAACGACUGGGGCUAGAUGAUGUCUCAGUUGUCGCAGCCGGCGGUAUAGCCCAUGGUUCUAGCGUGGCUGCGGCAUUGACACUUGGUGCAGAUGGUGUGGUCAUGGGAACGAGCUUCCUGGCUGCAGAGGAAACUAAAGUGCAUCCAGCAUAUGUGGACGCGAUCCUAGAAACAGAAGACGGAGGACAAACUACGGUUCGCGCAAAAGUCUUCGACGAGUUGGCCGGUCCGAACAUCUGGCCUAGUGACUUUGACGGUCGUGCCCUCAUUGCCGAGAGCUAUCGAGAUCACGUCAAAGGCAUUUCUAUUGACGAUAUCCGCAAAUCGCAUGCUGAAGCGAAGCAGAGCUCGGAGCUCGGGUUCGGUGCUCACAACAGAAGAGCUGCGAUUUGGGCUGGCACGGGAGUUGGUCUGGUCCGCAAUAAAGCGCCCGCUGCUGAGAUCAUUGAUGAAGUCAGACAAGAAGCUAGAACAGCUUUAGAGAGAAUAGUCCGAGGCCUGAAGUGAGCCUGGAUUCCCAAAAUUCCAAGGAGAUAAGUCAUAAAAUCAACAAUAAAAUAAGUUAAGAUUUGCUAUACUGCCGGAAUAAUAUGGAGGAAUGAGGGGGUUGAAGAAUCGAAUAUCUAUGAUGACAAUAUUGCACUGAGAGCACUGCCAUCUGUAACUAUCUCCAACAUCUAGAUGUUGCCAAUAACACCCUUGGCGAACUGAGCGGCAGGAGUGGCAUCCUGAGUGGCGUAAGACAAGUGAGCAGCAGAGAUGAUGAAGGCACCAGCGCAAACACCGUCGCCGAGAUUGCAGUAGAUCUUGGUGCGGCCAGAGUCGAUGUUUCUGAAAGGCAUUCUCUGGAGCGGGUCACCGAAGGUAAGAGCGACCUGUGGUGAUUAUCAGCAACUAUCCAAA
Aureobasidium pullulans EXF-150 is the source of this 1553-nucleotide messenger RNA. Its product is annotated as inosine monophosphate dehydrogenase. The transcript has a single exon. Gene Ontology annotation, molecular function: nitronate monooxygenase activity. The record is from RefSeq and is a predicted model, not a curated record. The coding region runs from base 105 to 1157 and encodes 350 amino acids. NCBI's taxonomy places the organism in Eukaryota, Fungi, Ascomycota, Dothideomycetes, Dothideales, Saccotheciaceae.